Corylus avellana is the source of this 791-nucleotide messenger RNA. RefSeq names its product two-component response regulator ARR17. Gene Ontology annotation, biological process: phosphorelay signal transduction system; cytokinin-activated signaling pathway. NCBI's taxonomy places the organism in Eukaryota, Viridiplantae, Streptophyta, Magnoliopsida, Fagales, Betulaceae. The record is from RefSeq and is a predicted model, not a curated record.
UCCGUACCUACGUAGAGUUUUCACCUUCUCCUUUUUGCUAUCUUUGGUUGGUUCUGGAAAGCAUUCACUUUUGUUGCUUUUCUUCUUCAAAGGCUUAGAGCUUUGAGAAUGGCUUCUCCUCCUUCUUCUUCUUCUUCUUCAGCAUCAACGGGGGAUGAGAAACCGCAUGUUUUAGCGGUUGAUGACAGUCUGUUGGAUCGCAAACUCAUUGAAAAGCUACUCACCAACUCUUCAUGUAAAGUGACUACCGCAGAGAACGGACAGAAGGCACUGGAGUUGUUAGGCCUGGGCGAUGAUGGGCAGCGCACAUUCAAUGGUGAUGCUUCCAAGGUAAACUUGAUAAUCACUGAUUAUUGUAUGCCAGGAAUGACGGGGUAUGAUCUACUCAAAAAAAUUAAGGAAUCACCUACCAUGAAGGAUAUACCAGUAGUGGUUGUGUCAUCAGAGAAUGUCCCUACUCGAAUUAAGAAGUGCUUGGAUGAAGGAGCUCAAGAAUUCAUCAUGAAGCCUCUCCAGCUAUCGGAUGUUAAGAAAUUGAGAUGUCAGCUAACAAAGUUCAGCAAUCCUCACAAUGGGAUGCUUUGCAUGGGAAGAUGACCACCUCCCUCAGAAGAGAACAGCAGGGAAAAAAAAAAUCUAAAAAAGCCAUAGGAAAACAAAAAUGAAGACCGACUUACAUGAAUACGUCAAGCCCUCGAGAAAUUCUAGUAUUAGUUUAGUUUAUCUUUCUAUCGCUAAUCUGAUAUCCUUUGAAAUGCCUUUGCUAUAUAUAUAGAAGCACAUUCUGUGGA